AUGUCUGUCAUUGGCUUGCACAUUUUUGACAAAACUGGUAGCGAUGCUGUGGACAUGUUUGGCAUUGGGCUCAGUGAGAGAGGUCGAGGAUUUGGAGCAGGUCCGUGUCAAUACAUUCGAAGAUACAGGUCUGCAUUUCUUGACGCACAACGGGGCACCUUUGCGCCCACAUUCAAUGCAGAUAUUGUGGCGACAGUUGUCGCUGUUCCUUCUCGAGAUGAGAAUUCCCACCUUCAGAAUUUGAAAGACGAAGAACCCAUGUGGCCCAAGAUCGUGUCGCCGGGCCAGAAUGAUUUCGACGAGUAG
Bacidia gigantensis is the source of this 306-nucleotide messenger RNA. RefSeq lists its product as uncharacterized. NCBI's taxonomy places the organism in Eukaryota, Fungi, Ascomycota, Lecanoromycetes, Lecanorales, Ramalinaceae. The transcript is spliced from 2 exons. Bases 1 to 306 code for a protein of 101 amino acids. The record is from RefSeq and is a predicted model, not a curated record.